Molecule: messenger RNA, 5547 nt
Organism: Anoplopoma fimbria (sablefish)
Lineage: Eukaryota; Metazoa; Chordata; Actinopteri; Perciformes; Anoplopomatidae
Product: sodium/potassium/calcium exchanger 3
Exons: 17
Coding region: 774-2603 (609 amino acids)
Biological process (GO): calcium ion transmembrane transport; intracellular calcium ion homeostasis
Cellular component (GO): membrane
Molecular function (GO): calcium, potassium:sodium antiporter activity; calcium channel activity
Source: RefSeq, a predicted model, not a curated record
CAAAUGCAAAUGUAGCCCAACUUUGGUUUGUAAACAAGGCAAUUUUAAAUAAUCUAAUCCAUUUAACGGUGUCCACUGUGAGGUCCAGUCCAGCUGUCUCUGCUCCAUUCACACUUAAUUAACGGGAUCAGGUGUGUUGAGAUAAUUGAGCGUCUCUCAGGUGGAACAUUUAGUGCAUCGUUGGCCCGAUAAUUGGCCCCACUGGCAGAAGCUAUUUACAGUAUGUUUUUCUUUUAUGCUCGGGAGUUUGCAUCCCAUCAGGGGUCUAUAAGCUCAAAAGGGGACAUUUCUGUCUUAUUUCCUCAGAGAAAAACAGUCCCGAGUUUGUCUCCGCCUGGUGGCCACAUAGCGUGUGAGCAGAGAGAGAGAGAGAGAGAGAGAGAGAGAGGUAGAGAGUGAACGCACACGGAGCUCAGAGCAUGUCGCCUCCUGUUGCUGCGCCUCACUGUGGGAUCUGCUGUCGACCUUUCAGACCGUUCACAUGAACGCAGAAAGCGGGUUUUUUUUACGCGUUUACUCGCUAUGUUGAACCCGGAGGUUUGGCGGAGUGAGCCAGCACAGCGUCUGCUCUGAGUCUGGAGCUGGUGGGGGGUGUGGGGGGGGACCAGGCUUGUGAUUCAAGGGGGAAUCUUUUUUUUUUUUUUUUUUUUAACACAACUUGGCAGACUUGGCGUUUGCUGCUGCUGGAGCUGUUUGUUUGCAGAGAAAGUGUGAAAACAAGUGUCAGCGAGAGAGCAACAGAUGUUUUUGGUGGAAAUGCGGCCGUCUGAAGAAUGAGAGCAGCAGCGAGGCACCGGCGGCCCUUCCAGCGGUUCUGCUGCUGUGGAGUCGGGCUGGUCGCAGUCAUUUGGCUCGCACAGGUCAUCCAGGCACCAGAGUCGGAGUCUUCCGGGUUUCUGCCAGGCGUGAACGGUGAGGAGCUGCGAUGGACUCGCCGGCUGAUGCAGGACAAGUCAGACAACCAGAGCGUGGAUCAGCCUCGAGCAGCCAUCCACGAGUUUCCAGAGGACAUCUUUACCAAGGAGCAGAGGAAGAAGGGGGCUGUUUGUCUGCAUGCACUCUGUGCCAUCUACAUGUUCUACGCUCUGGCCAUCGUCUGUGACGACUACUUUGUCCCUUCCCUUGAGAAAAUAUCCGAGAACCUGCAGCUCAGUGAAGAUGUGGCUGGGGCGACAUUUAUGGCUGCAGGCAGCUCUGCUCCAGAGCUUUUUACCUCUCUCAUUGGUGUUUUCAUCACCAAAGGAGACGUUGGAGUUGGCACCAUUGUGGGCUCUGCCGUCUUCAACAUCCUGGUCAUCAUUGGCCUGAGUGGGAUCUUUGCAGGCCAGACAGUGAUUUUGACGUGGUGGUCCCUUUUUAGAGAUUCCUCCUACUACAUCCUCUCUGUACUGGCUCUCAUCAUGGUUAUCUAUGAUGCCACAGUUGUCUGGUGGGAGUCGCUGCUCCUCAUGACUAUGUAUGGAAUCUACAUUAUAAUCAUGAAGUUCAACUCCCAGCUUCUGGCGUUUGUGACGCGUCAGCUCAAUAGCUCCAGGCCGUGCUGCCACGGAUCAGAGAAUCACAGAGAAGACAAGAUGGUAGAGGAUGCCUCUGCUUGCAACACCUCAAUGGUGCUUCUUAACAAAGUCCAAGCCCAUGAUCGGGAGGCUCCUCCAGUCAUCAUGGUGGACGAGCUUCUCAUCCUCAACCCCCACAAACUGUCCUUCUCUGACGCCGGCCUGCGUAUCAUGAUUACCCCCCACUUCUCUCCCCGCACCAGGCUCUCCAUGGCAGGACGCAUGGUCAUCAGUGAGAGACAGAGGCUGAUCCAGAGUUCAAAGAAUCAGUGGGACGGUGAGGCCGGCCCGGGCUCACGAGGGGGAUCAACCAGUAACAGCCUGAAGAGGAGGGGCUCCUGCAGUCUGGAGAACGGAGGCAAGAGUCCUGGGAUAGGAGACGCAGGGUCAGGAGAUAAGCCAGGAGUCGAGGUGGGCCAGACGGAGGAAGAGGAGGAGGAUGGAUAUGGGAUUUUCAGCCCUGUGCGCAUACCAGGUGGCUGCUGUGCGCGGGUGAGGUGGCUAAUCAAGUGGCCUCUGGGCCUCCUGCUCUACUGCACUGUGCCUAAUUGUAUCCAGCCACGCUGGCACCGCUGGUUCAUGGUCACCUUCGUGGCCUCCACCCUGUGGAUCGCUAUCUUCUCCUACCUCAUGGUGUGGAUGGUCACUAUCAUCAGUUACACUCUAGACAUCCCAGACUACAUCAUGGGUAUAACCUUCCUGGCAGCAGGGACCAGUGUGCCAGACUGCAUGGCAAGUCUGAUUGUAGCCCGACAAGGCAUGGGGGACAUGGCGGUGUCUAACUCCAUAGGCAGCAAUAUAUUUGACAUCCUGCUGGGUUUGGGUUUCCCCUGGGCUUUGCGUACCCUUGUGGUGGAACACGGAUCAUCAGUCUCCAUAAAUAAUAAAGGACUUGUGUAUUCAGUCGUCCUGCUGCUGGCAUCCGUGUUUCUGACGGUGAUGAGUGUUCAUCUGAACCACUGGAGGCUGGAUCGCCGGCUGGGUGUGGGGCUGUUGUUUCUCUAUGCUAUCUUCCUGCUCUGCUCCAUCCUCUUCGGGCAGAUGUGAGGCCUUAAGGUCAAAUGUCAAACCUGUAUGACAACAUGAUGAGUACCUACCUUUCUACCACUCGUCCUCUUUCCUGAAGCCAAAAAAGAGUGACCGCAUUGUUGUGUUUCUUGUGAGAGUUUCUGUGCACCUCUGUAGGACUCACUAGGGUGAUACUGUACACAUGCAACUACACGAACACACACUAAAGUCUUUUAUCAACAGCACAAGUAUCUAAUUGGGUGACUUGCCAAAAUAUUUAAUGACAUGACAGAUGGAAGUAGCAGGCUUGUUGGGCCUUUAAUAUAAAUAUGAAACAGGAAGUGAUGCCAACAUAAAAACGGCUCAUUAAUAUUUGGUACUAUUUAUUUUAAUUAAUGUGAAAUCACUAUUUCAUUAAAGCAAUAAGUCAUUAGAAUUUUAGAUUCACAGUCAUUUGAAAAAAAGUCUUGCUUGCUGUCACUGCCGCUCUUUUCAUCUUUUGAAUGUAUUUAUCAUAUUUUAAAUAGUCAUGCUCUGAAAGCUGCUGCAGCCCAGCAAAAUAACCACAGGGUUAUGUAGUAGUUGAUUUAACAACACAGCAAUCAAAGUUAUUUAGUUUAGGCAGUGAAUCCACAUAUUGUCUAUCCAUCAGUUUAUGUUUGGUGAGGAGUGUUCAAUAGCGUAUGUCUCUAGCAACAGUAAUCAAACAGUUUGAGAAUGUACUUAUGAAGCAGACGGCUGCAGUUGUGAUUUACAGGAGGGUAAAUGAGAGAGUACCCAAUUGAAAUCCUAGAGGACUACAGUAAAGAACACAUUUUCUUUAGAAUAGGUCAGAGACCAGGAUGUCUAGCAAAAGGCUGAAAUCCAUAGUUGGCUGUGGAUAAAUUGAUAUUGUCUUAAUUUGAAGAAACAAAUCAAAUUUAUAAAGGAUUUAAGGAAUAUGCUGAGAAGUGUUCAAAGUUUAGGGCCAUCUCAAAAGAUUUGGGUAAAAGGUUGAACAGUUUUUCUCUGUACUUUUCACAGAUGUUAACUAACGGUACUGUGAUCUGCCAUGUCAUGCUUGGACCUAUUGUUAAAGAUAAAAAAAACAUUUCAAAUUCAAAUUGUCUGUUGGCCUUAGAUUUGACCACCCUUGUAUGUUUUGAAUGUACAACCUGUACCACUAGUGUGGAGAUAUUCACAUGCAUUCAAAUGUAGCAGGUGGCAGUGAAUUACAGCAAAGACCCUCUGAACAGAUGGUGAGGUACUUUACUCCCAGAAUAAAAGACACCAUGUAUGUGUCAGUAGACUUUUAGAAUAUAAACAAUGAUAUGAAAAUGCACAUUAUUGUGACAAUAUUUUGCCUAACCACCUAUAAGCAAGUAUUGGUACAGCUUAUUGUACGUAAAGAGAUUAACUUUGUGUUACAGUAUUUUUAGAGUUCUUAUAACUAUGAAAUCUAAUAUAUAAUGUAUGUGUCACAAUCUUUGAUGACUUUGAGUGCAGGUUAGCUGUAAUGCGUCACGUUUAGGUACAACAAUCGAUGUUUGUAUUGUUUCUUGUACAUUUUAUGAGAUUAUUUAACUUUGGUGGAACAUUUUUACCUGGAUCAGGACAGAAGCAGCACAUUAUAUUCUCACACAUGCAAAUACUGUAUUUGUUUGUGUGGUAUGGCCAAUAAUACUAUAUAUUUUAUAUUUGUAUAAACCCAUUGCUCCUUUGCCCUUUUUAUAAGAUAAUUUGGGAAGCACAACAAUUUGGACACAUUCAAAUAAUUAGAUGAAUUCAAGACUAAAUGUUCCACCAAAGGGAACUGGGCAAAAUAUUUUUGUCUUUUUUCCAAAUGGCUGUAUUAUUAUUAUUAUUAUUAAUAUUAUCGUUGUCUACUUGACAACACUUUUUACCGUUUGUAAAUGUUGAAUAAUUGACAUAGUUUUACAAUAAUGAAUGUCCAACAGAGACUAGUUUUGUGAUGUUUUUGAUAUUUUUAAAAGAAAAUACAUAAUGUAAGCCUACUUGUGAAUUAUUGUAAGAGGAUGAAUGCAUAUUUUGGCAGUUUCUUUAGUGGAAUAUGAAGACUGUUAAAUCAGACUAGCACUUGUUAUGAAUUAAAUUGCAGUUGUGUCUUUAAAACUUUUAAGCGCUAAGAUCUUUUAUUUCAGUAUUGAUUCAUUGACAACCUUAAUUCAUGCAAGGGAAGGCACAGGAAUUUAAGCUCCCGUUUACAGGUUUCAAAUUGAGUUUAAAAUAACAAAAACUAAAUUGUCCUACAUCAUCUUUAAAUCAUAAUUUAGGUUUACAUAAUUUUCCAUCAUUGAGCUACAGUUUAAAAAGUAUAGUUACUUUUAAACAUAUUUUAUCAGAGCUGCCCAAAUGUCAUGCCAAGAUAUUUUUUUUACUGGAUGCAUCUUAAUUGAGUUUAAGGACAACGGAUGCGCUGUUAAAAUGCGGGAGCCAAAAAAAAAGUGAUAAUUAUCCUAUAAAUGCCUGUAUCCCAAACAUAAAUGCUACACUUUGACACUCGUGGGUAACUUGUUACAAUGUCUACUGCUUGUCCAGAAAAAAAAGGCUGAAACUAUUGGAUGUGUAAUUGUUUAGUUGAUCAACAGAAAAUAAAUCAACAACUCAUCUGUUAAUCAGUUAAUUGUUUUAAUCUUUGAACAUGCAAAAAUUAAAUUUUGCAGUUUAAAUGUGAGAAUUGAUCUUAAGAAUUUACAAUGAAUGCUAAUAUGUUCUUUCACUCAGCUGUUGGUAGUCUCUUCUGUUAACUCAUAUUCAGAUCUAGUAAUAAUCUCAAUACGCUAGUAAUUGCUACUGAGAGACACAACAGCACCAAAGCAAACAUUUGAACUCCAGUACCUGUUGUGGUUUCACAGCACUCAAAGAAUGUUCUCUUUAUUCUGCUGUGAUUUUAGGAGGUAGUUGCUGUUUUAGAGUUGAAAUGUAUUGGUUAGAGUUCGUAUUGGAUCAUAGAAGACUGUUGUAUCUUGAGACCAAUAAAUAA